UCCACCUUUCCUUCUCAAAACUCCACGCGGCAAUAACCUUUCUCCUCACCAUUGUCACGAGAAGCUAGCAAAGCGCUUGCUUGCGGCCAGUUAAAUUUUCCUCUUUUCUGGCGGCGAUGAGCCGGAAUCAGCCCAAACUUAAGCCGCCGCCGCGACCCUUCUUCUCCUGUGGGAUCUUCCGCAACUGCACACAGUCAGUCCUCAGUCCUAGAACUCCCCCUAGCUCAGCAGCUGCCUUCCUCCAACAGCCAUUGCCUCCCCCUCCUCCUCCUCCACCGCUGCCUCCUCCAACUGCGGCGGCUGCUCCUCUUCCUUCAGUCGCCGCUCCUUCGUCAAGUUCCUCGUCUUCAUCCUCCUCUGCAUCCCACAGCUUCACUCAAUGGCGUUUCCCUCUCCAGCACAGCCACCACCACAACCAGCCGCCGCCGCCGGAUCCAGAAUCCAACCGCCCUCCCUCCGCAGACUCAGCAUCCACCUUAUCCAUCGAUCUCGCUGAAGCCUUUCACGCUUCUGAGCUACAUUUUAGCGCCGGCGAUAGCCUUCACGCCCUCCGUCUUUUGGAGCGAUCGCUCGCGACAGCCAGCCCCUCGCCGCCGGCCCCUCCUGCAUCACCAGGGGUUAUGGCGGGUGUGGUCACAGCUCUCAAGGUAACGGCAACGGCUCGGGCAGCGGCAAAGGUAUUGCUAGCUAUGUUAUUGGCGGAGGGAAACCGACGGGUAGCAGUGGAAGCUGGAGCGGUGGCUGCUGCUGUGGAGGCGGUGGCUUCCGCCGGAUCAGGGGCCACUACGGUGAAGGAACGCACGCUAGCGGCGCUGGAGUUGCUUUGUACAGUGGAGGAAGGCGCGGAAGAGGUGAGAGAACACGCUCUAGCGCCGGCGGCACUCGCCGGAUCUGUCGAGGAGAUGACAGGAAGAGGAAGGGAAUGUGGGAUCGGGAUCUUGGCAGCUAUAUACGGCGGCGAGAGGGCGGCGGAAGCGCCGUCAGUGGUGGCGCAUGCAGUGGUCGUGGCGCUACAAGGAGAGUGUAGCACUCGGGGGAGGAGGAAGGGAGCGCAGCUAUUGCGCGCGCUGAAGGAGAGAAGUCGACUAGAUCUCGCCGCCGUCCGGGAUGAUUGCUGAACCGUAGGAUCGAGGGUUAUGUUGGGAGGGUAGAUGGCUGACGUGAUUGGACGGCUGGUGCUGCAUUGUGUUCAUGUUUGAAUGAUUGAUUGCUUAUGCAUGUUUAAUUUGUUGCAUUGUUUAAUGAUA
This is a messenger RNA of Dendrobium catenatum, 1247 nucleotides long. Its product is annotated as pectinesterase inhibitor 10. The record is from RefSeq and is a predicted model, not a curated record. The transcript has a single exon. Lineage: Eukaryota; Viridiplantae; Streptophyta; Magnoliopsida; Asparagales; Orchidaceae. Bases 117 to 1118 code for a protein of 333 amino acids.